This is a messenger RNA of Monoraphidium neglectum, 546 nucleotides long. RefSeq lists its product as hypothetical. The record is from RefSeq and is a predicted model, not a curated record. NCBI's taxonomy places the organism in Eukaryota, Viridiplantae, Chlorophyta, Chlorophyceae, Sphaeropleales, Selenastraceae. Bases 1 to 546 code for a protein of 181 amino acids. The transcript is spliced from 2 exons.
AUGACGCGUCUUUCGCUCGUGGCAGGCGUCUUUGUCGCCUUGCUGGCGUGUGCCUCUCCCCGGGCUGUGAAGGGCCGCUCGCUGCUGCAGGAGCCGGACGUCCCCUUCGACCCCGCCGCCGUCGCCGCCCUCGACUCCCGCGCCGUGAUCAUCGCCGGCGCCGGCUCCCCAGCGACGGCGCGCCCCAACUGCCGCGACUUCUCCUCGGUCGCCUACGUGGAGGCCUUCAACCCCGCCACCUCGUCCCCCAGCUACCCGAUCGUCUACCCCCGCCCCUUCACCUCCCUCGACUUCCACUUCUCUGCCACCAACGCGGCGACCAAUGAGAAGCUGGACGUGCACCCGAAAUUCACCGCCGACAUCUCAACGUUCUCGUUCCUGCUCUCUGACGGCUCAUCUGCGCCCACUUACGACCUGACCAGCAAAGUACUGCCCGUUGGCUGGCGCUGCACAUUCAAGGUCGACCCCGCGUCCGUGCCCUCCGGCCUCGCCCCCAAGCAGGUGAGCGCGCGGCCUGUUGUCGCUUGGUCACCCCGGUGGACGUGA